Molecule: messenger RNA, 723 nt
Organism: Salvelinus sp. IW2-2015
Lineage: Eukaryota; Metazoa; Chordata; Actinopteri; Salmoniformes; Salmonidae
Biological process (GO): visual perception; lens development in camera-type eye
Molecular function (GO): structural constituent of eye lens
Source: RefSeq, a predicted model, not a curated record
AAAAGUUAGGGCUAACACAGACAGGAAUUCAGUGCAGUCACAGCGCAGUCCUGAAGAACAAACGUCAUCAUGAUGGGCAAGAUCAUCUUCUACGAGGACAAGAACUUCCAGGGUCGUUCCUAUGAAACCAGCUCCGACUGCCCUGAGUUGACCUCCUACCUGAGCAAGUGCCACUCCUGCAGGGUUGAGAGCGGCAACUUCAUGGUGUACGAUCGCCCUAACUUCAUGGGAAACCAGUACUUCAUGAGGAAGGGAGAGUACUCUGACUACAUGAGUAUGAUGGGAAUGAGGGAGUGCAUCAGGUCCUGCCGCAUGAUCCCCAUGCACAAAGGAAACUUCAGGAUGAGGAUCUACGAGAGGGAGAAUUUCGGAGGUCAGAUGCACGAGAUGAUGGACGACUGUGACUCCAUCCAGGAGCGUUACCGUAUGUCCGACUGCCAGUCCUGCAACGUGAUGGACGGCCACUGGCUGAUGUACGAGCAGCCCCACUUCAGAGGCAGGCAGAUGUACAUGAGGCCUGGAGAGUACAGGAACUUCAGAGAGAUGGGCAUGGGAAUGGGUGGCAUGGGCAGCAUGAGUGGCAUGAGGUGCAUGAGCAUGAGGCGUAUCAUGGACAACAUGUCUAUGUAAAUGCUCCAAUGUUUAAUGAAAAAUGUAUUUCUGGUUGGUCUCUGUGGGACGAUUCAUGAAAGGUUAAAAAAUAAAAACAUUUUAACCCCAAAA